AUGAAAACGAGGCGUGGAUCGAGUUCCUGGUCCUCUCUCGAGUUCUGUGCACGUCGAGUGAGGCUCUAAACACUAGAGACUGAAUGCUUAAAAAAAAAAUAUAUAUAUAUUUUUUAAGGGUGCACUCACCAGUCUACACUUCAGUGUUCGAUAGUGUAAUGCAUCACACAAUAAGCUUCAUUGUGUGUAAUUUUUAACAGCAAUGUUUUUACAUGUGACAUGGGGAGUGGACAGAUUUAUUCUGCAACACUUUAACAUUUUAUCUACUUUAUGGCUAUAUUGGAUGUCAUGCAGGAUAUGAUACUGCACGAGUUACCCAUUAAAGGCAUGAAAAUGUCUCUAAAUAAACAGACUCUGUGCCAAAUCUAACUUGUAAUAUCACUGGUAAAUGGAAGCAUCCAGGGUCAUUCACUAAAUAAUACAUAGUACAGUACACAUCAUUUUACAUUAAAUUAAAUAUAACAUUAAUCUAUGCAGAAAUGAUAGGCAAUGUGUAGAAAUUUAGGAAAAAAAAUUAUAUAAUACAUACAUACACUGCCUGGCCGGAAAAAAAAGUCGCCACCAAAAAAAAAGGUCACACACUCUAAUAUUUAGUUGGACCGCCUUUAGCUUUGGUUACGGCAUGCAUUUGCUGUGGCAUUGUUUCGAUAAGCUUCUGCAAUGUCACAAGAUUUAUUUCCAUCCAGUGUUGAUUAAAUGUUUCACCAAGAUCUUGUAUUUAUGAUGGGAGAGUCGGACCACUGCGCAAAGCCUUCUCCAGCACAUCCCAAAGAAUCUCAAUGGGGUUAAGGUCUGGACUCUGUGGUGGCCAAUCCAUGUGUGAAAUGAUGUCUCAUGCUCCCUGAACCUUUCACAAUUUGAGCCCGAUGAAUCCUGGCAUUGUCAUCUUGGAAUAUGCCCAUGCCAUCAGGGAAGAAAAAAUCCAUUGAUGGAAUAACCUCAUUGACAGCCGCUAGAUGUGCUUCCGCGCUUCUCACUGUGAUUUUCACAGUGAGAAGACGCCAGCGUCCAUAGGAAAGCAUUGAGAAUGCUUUCCUAUGGACUGGCUGAAUGCGCGCGCGGCUCUUGCCGUGCAUGCGCAUUCAGCCGGUGACGGAAGAAGAGGGAGGAGAGUCCCCAGCGCCGAUGGAGCCUUGCGCUGGAAAAAAGGUAAAGGAUUAACCCCUUCCUCCCCUCUUAGCGCCACGGGAGUGGGACCCUGAGGGUGGUGGCAACCUCAGGGCACUAUAGUGCCAGGAAAAUGAGUAUGUUUUCCUGGCACUAUAGUGGUCCUUUAAAUCCAGGUGGUAACUUUUUUUUUUUGGCUAGGCAGUGUAUAAUAACUUGUCAUCAUAAAGGUCUACUUCUACAGCUUAUUCAUUUAUACUGACAAUUGAGGAACAGGGGAGAUCAGCAGAACUCUCCUAGAGGUUGUUCUUCUGCUCUCCAUUGCAACAACUACUGUGUGCCUUGUGCUUGCUAGAGAAUUAUAGGAACAGGGAGAUAGAUGUCACUUUGUACUGACACCAAGGCACUUGCAAUGAAUCCUGCAUGUCACAUCAUGAUAGAUUAAUAAAUUAAUAGAUGAUAAAAUGGAGAAGGGUCAACCAAUCGUUUAGGGAUAUGUACAUUUGUAACAGUUAAUUAACAAUGUUUUUAAAAUGGGUAUUGGGGCACACCCAGAACAUACCUUUCUAAACAGUGGUGCUGCCCUACAGACCAAAAUACUGUUAAAGGAACAGAGCACACACAAAAAACAAAUAGUUUUACAUUUUACAAGGCCACUUGAAAUCACCUAUCAUAGCAAAUAAAUAUGGGAAUUCAGUUCCACCAUAUGGCCAUAUUGUGUUAAAGGACCACUAUAGUGCCAGGAAAACAUACUCGUUUUCCUGGCACUAUAGUGCCCUGAGGGUGCCCCCACCCUCAGGGUCCCCCUCCCGCCCGGCUCUGGAAGGGGAAAGGGGUAAAAACUUACCUUUUUCCAGCGCUGGGCGGAGAGCUCUCCUCCUCCUCUCCGCCUCUUCUCGCCGGCUGAAUGCGCACGCGCGGCAAAGCUGCGCGCAUUCAGCGUCACAUAGGAAAGCAUUUAAUGCUUUCCUAUGGACGCUGGCGUGCUCUCACUGUGAAAAUCACAGUGAGCACGCAAGCGCCUCUAGUGGCUGUCAAUGAGACAGCCACUAGAGGAAAUAGGGGAAGGCUUAACCCAUUCAUAAACAUAGCAGUUUCUCUGAAACUGCUAUGUUUAUGAAAAAAUGGGUUAACCCUAGAAGGACCUGGCACCCAGACCACUUCAUUAAGCUGAAGUGGUCUGGGUGCCUAGAGUGGUCCUUUAAGCCCACCACUAUGUCACAGUACCCAAAUAUUGGUGGGCCCUAUACUAAUUGCCAGUAUUUUGGUGAUUUGAUUUUGAGAAGCUUUGUAAACUUUAAAACUGUAUUUUUGUUUUUGUGUGUGCGUUUUUCCUUUACCUGAAUUAAAGGACCACUAUAUACACCCAGACCACUUCAGCUUAAUGAAGUGAUCUGGGUGCCAGGUCCAGCUAGGAUUAACCCUUUUUUUUUUAUAAACAUAGCAGUUUCAGAUAAACUUUUUCAGAGAAAGGGUUAAUCCAGCCUCUAGUGGCUGUAUCAUUGACAGCCGCUAGAGGGCUUCCGCGCUGAAAAUCACAGUGAGAAGAUGCCAGCGUCCAUAGGAAAGCAUUGAGAAUGUUUUCCUAUGGAAUGGCUGAAUGCGCGCGCAGCUCUUGCCGCGCAAGCGCAUUCAGCUGAGGAGGAGGAGGAGAGCUCGGCGCUGGAGAAAGAGGUAAGUUUAACCCCUUCCUCACCCUAGAGCCCUGGCACUAUAGUGGUCCUUUAACAACAUCUAGGCAUAAUCGUCAUACAAAAAAAGAAAAAUAUUUAUUAUAAUAAUAAUUUAUUCUAAUAGUGUUUAAAGAAACAUUAAAAAAAAGUUGACAACACUGAAACAAUAAACCAUAAAUUGUAUUUAUUAGAUUAAAAUCCAUCAGCACAUUAUUCCUGCAUCCAUAUUCUUGAAGUACAACCGUACAAGUAUAUCUAUCUUUAUGUACACACCAGUCCACACCAGUCAUAAGACUUGCUUUUCCCACAGAAAUGUAACAUUUGUACUGAUGUUACUACUGGGUGGGCAUAUCCAAAUUAGUUCAACAAAGAACCAAUUUAUUGACUACUAUCCACUGACUUCAGAUGGAAGGCAUUUUCAAUCAUUUUUUCCCCACCAUAACUCUGUUGGCUUGUGCUUUACACACACCUCAAUUCCAGUAUGUUAUAAAUCGCCACUAGAUGAAACUCUACACUCCAGUUAGUACUCAAGACAGACCAUGCAGAGAGCACUGCUGUGCUGAAGCUUUCAAUGCAUGGGCUAGCGCCCUCAGCCAAACACAAGCACGCCUUAUGAUGCGCAUGCGUUCAUGCUGUGCUGGCUAGGGACAGUUCCCAGGGCCUCCCAAAUGUGGGAUACAAAAGAACAAACUUGGAAGCCUAAAAUUGGGGCUGUUCUGCCUAAAGCAAGACAGUUGGAAGGCGUGUAACUCUACCCUACAUUUGGUUUGGGAUAUUUAGAUAUGAAUAUAGACUAGAGAACCUUGAGAAAAGUUUUGCAAAAUGCUGGAUACUGCAACUGAGCCGAACUCCCCUCUUGCAGUUCUUGUUAAAUCAUUUGCUGCAUGGCGAUGAAUAAUUAAUUUAGUACAGGAUUGCAAGGAUUUAUUUUUUUGUAUUUUCUCACAUACGGCCUGUAUUACAGCACUGACCGUAUAUUGCAGAUCAGGUCAGCUACUAGUGGUACUGUCAUUAGGAAAGUGUUGGAAAACAAACAUGGGUGUGUAUGUCUGUUCUCACCAAGAUUUCUGUGUUUGUCUUUGGAAGGUGUAGUUUCCAUAUAGGAUCAAAUAUAUUCGAAGCGCUCCGGUGGCUAUUCGCUGUUAAAUUACCUGACGUCUUAAAGAGACACAUAUGUUUUGUCUAUAACUUUUAUUUAUCAAGCUUAAGGGGGCAUUCCAGUUCCCUAAACCUCUUCAUCUUGCUGUUUUAUCAGUAUUGAAAUUUAAGAGAAAUUGUCACGUUUAUAAACCCCUUUAGUAUCACACUUGACAGACUAGAGAGUUUUCAGUCACACUCACUUUGAACUGCAGUUCAAAGCGAAAGUGAAUGUGUUUCAUAGUGAAAUAUAGGUUUCAGCAAUCUUUACAUCAAAACCACUCUAACCACUUUUUGUUUAUAGCAACAGAGCCUCAGUUUCAAUAAAGCUAUUCAUAAGCCGUCUGACAAAAAAUGAUAUGACCAGAUGGCACCUAAAAAUUCCUUGCGUUGUAGCCGCUACAGUUUAUUGUAGUGUUUAUGGUGGAAGGAGUCUUGGGGUUCCAGCUGGCCAUUUUUAUUUAUUUUUCUCAAGCCAUUUUUGAGUAAUUUACUAAAACGGAGGUUCUUCUGCCAAAUUAAGGCAAUACCUUGGCUUCUGUAUUGUCCAUACAAAUUCCUACAGAUUUGGAAGGCAAUGAAAGGUUGCGAAUAAUGAGCUAAUCUUUCCCAGCUCGCUCAAUCAUGGACAAAUCAUACAGAAUUUAAACUGGUUGAUGACACGAGAUAGACCAAACUUUGGAUUGCCGGUUUUAUUAAUUUAUUGCAUUUUUUUGUGAAACCACUUGAAUUUAUUAUUAUUAUUAUUUUUUUUUUAAACAAUGUAAUCUCUUCAAUUGGUUGUAGUAAUUAUAGUGCUUAUAGUGCUCCUAUAAAAAAAAAAUAAUAAUAAUUCACGUCAUACGAUUAAAAAGCACAUCAUACUUCUUAUAUUUUACACUGUGAGAGUAACUCUGUUUUUAUUUGGAAAUACUCUUCCAAUAAAAGAUACAAACAUUCAAACAAUAGUUUUACUCUAUAGCAAUUGAGUCUAAAUGGACAAAGAAACUGAGAUUACUACACUAUAGCAGUGAUUUGUUAAUGUUAUAGCAUGAGCAAUGCAGCAAUUUGCAGUGUGUGUGUGUGCUUUUAAUGCAAUAUUUUUUUAAUACAUCAUUUAUAUUACAUAUAAUUAUCAGCAACUAUUCUUUAUCAUGUCUGGCCUUUCCUGUUUAUUAUUUCACAAUGUCUGUCUUAUUAUUACUAAGUAAUAAUAUACAUUUAAAAAAAAAAAAAAAACAGCAAGAAAAACUUUAUUGACAGCGUGUUUUUGUUUUGUUUUUGACAGCCAAGCAUAACGCUAACUCUCGCGAGACUGGGAGCAGCAGCCGAGAUUUGGGGAGGAGAAGCUGGAUAUUGGAAGAGAGAGAGAGAGGGUCUCCGGGACACCGACAGCGACGUCACGGGUAUGAUGUCAUAUAACGGGGGGGGAAUGGAGGGGGCAAGCUGGGUGGCCUUAUGACCUCCCUAGGAUUAUCAUGCCAGGCCACCAUCAGGACUGUGAUGACGAUAUGCAUGUUGGGGUCCCCAUUCCAGUCUGGGGGUGCCAUGCAUUGUGAAUGGGGGGAUGGUACCAUAACCACUACAUCUCCUGACCUUCCUGCUAUGGCUGCUGCUAAUAAUAAUAAGACACAGUGAUGGUGGUGGUGAUGGUCCCCAGGCUGUCUCAUUAUCCUGCAUGCACUAGUGGCCAGUCAUGGCUGUCACCAUUUAUAUUUCAGGGUUUUCACCAAGGUGGGAGUUGCAUGGAAUAAAAAAAAAAAUAAUAAUAAUAAUUUUAAUUAACAGUUCAUUUGAGAAAUUCAGCUAGGAGUCCAGUUCUUCUGUUUUGGCCAAAAAUGGUCAAAUUCACCCUUUUAGGGGUUUAAUCGUUACACUCCUGAAUUGUAGCGGAUUAUAAUCUGAAUUGAGGCAAAAAAAAAUAAAUUAUUGCAGAAUUAAUUCUUGCACUCCGCUAUUGUUGCUGUUUAGCAUUCAGAUUAUAAUUCGCUACGUACAAUUCAGGGUUGAGAAAAUGAAUCUGUUUAGCAAAUAACAUUGUAUAUUUUCAUGGGCCAGGUGGUUGAAUGACAUCGCUGCAUAAAAUAAUGGAAAAUUGCACGUUUGGGGAAAAUGCAUGUUAAAACACGUACGUGUGCAGUUUGUGUGUGAACGUGUGUACACACAUUAAAUGUAUGAAGAUCCAGAAAUGUUAAUUAUUUAUGUGUUGAAUCUAAUUUGCAGUAUUCUCCAGCGACUUUUUAGAGAGGUGUUAUUUUUUUUUGAGCGGGUCAUUUUGAGAGUUUCCGACUGUACAAUAAAAAUAUUAGCCAAAUAUAUUAACCCCCGAAGCAAUUAUACACGUUCUGACCAAAACAAAACCUAGAAUUUGAACUAAAUGAUUGUUCAGCCAUAAUUUACAUAUGUUCAACUUUCAUAUACAAUGCACCCACACUUAUAAAUCAUAUUGUUCAGGAGAAAUAGGGCUUUUAUUUCACAUCAAAUAUUUGUAUGUGAAACAUAAUUGCAAAUGAAUAAAAUCUAGAAAAAAAGUGUGAGAAAUUAAUACAUUUUGUUUAGCAUGGCAUUUUAACUGUGAAUAUCAUAAUACUGUUAGCUUUUUCUGCAAUAAAACAUACAUAUUGUUGCUCAGUGAUGUCUCAUGAAUACAACAGUACCCCCUGUAUACAGGUUUUAUGGAGUUUUGAAAAGUUGAAAAGGUCAAAUAUAGAGCUUUAGCCUUUUAAAAUUUUACAUAUUAAAAUUUGCCAGAUUGGUCUGCUGGGUUUAUAUUGCCUUGAGACCAUAAAUCAUUAUUAUUAUUAUUAUUAUUAUUAUUAUUAUUAUUAUUAUUAUUAUUAUUAUUAUUAUUAAUAUUUUUAAAGCUCCAACAAGUUCUGCAGUGCUGUACAAUGGAUGGACUAACAGACACGUAUUUGUAACCAGACGAGUUGGACACACAGGAAGGGGAUGCAGAGCGUGGGGACGCUGAAUGGCAGUGCUGCCUACUGGGCAUCUCAGGAUUGGCCACUUGGAGGUGUCCCUAGGGGGGAUGUCAACCUUCCCCAGUCUCCCACCCCAAAUUGAGCCCUCUACCUCAGGGGACUCCCACAAGGACGAGGAGUCUAAUGCCUUGAACAGGUCCAGGGACAUCUACUGGGAGUCUGAUGAGGACUCUUCCCCACGUACUAAAGGGGGUAUUAAAAGGCUGCUGUUGGAUUUAAGGAAAGUGUGGAAAGCUGAUCUCCAGGAAGCCCAGGCCGAAAUGGGAAUCAUCCAAAAGAGGCUCAAUGUGGUUGAAGUGAGGGGAACAGCAAGAGACAGCCAGAUGAAAGAGACAAAAAAAAUCAAGUGGAAACUCUUACCAACCUGGUCCAGAGGCUGACCAGAUCUGUCGCUGUAUUGGAAUCCAGACACAGAAGGCAGAACAAACAUCUGAGAGAAUCGGGGGAGACAACUUACUGCCUUUUACCCAAAAGCUAGUGACCUCUUUAGGCCUCAAGGGGAGUACCAACCCCUCGGCGGUGAUAUCGGCAUUCAGAGCUCGUAAAGCAUCUACAGCCCCCAUAAGUGGUCCCUAGAGACACUAUCAUCAUUACUGUAUGUGACUGUAGUCACCAUCACCAGGAACCUCAGACAGACUAUUUUUAUGAACUAUUCUUAUGUUUUAGUCACCCUGUGCCCAUUAUAGGAUCAGGGUUAGGGAUAAAUAUUUUGUAUGCUCUCCUUUACUGCUGAGGAUUGCUACCAGCUAGGUUGAUUAGGCUAUGGAGCCUGUGUAGUGUCCUCUGUUGGUAGUAACAGCAAUUUGCACUACCUGAAUAACAAGGCUGGUUAAUUUGUAUAUUGCUAAUUUUAUAACAUGACAGGAGGCUUCAUAUUUCCCUAAGUCUCUCUUUACUAGAACUCCACAGCAGCACAGAAAAACAACCAAUCAGAAAAAAGUUAGUUACUAUAAAACUCCCCUUCCCAUGCAUCAUUUCCUCUUUCUUUGCUGCUCUGCAUCAGUACAGGUCAGAGUACCAUUGCCUCCUGUUUCUAGUUGGUGGCUUUGGGUUUUAUUAUGAUUAGUUUUCACGUUAUAUAUUUUAUAUAUUGUAUUAGUUGUCAUAUUAUAUUUGUAUUUUAUAUAUACAUUUUUAUAUAUAUCUAAUUUCCUGUUACAUAUUUAUGUGUUUAUUUUUAUGCCUUAUACAUAUUAUGUUUAGUUAUAUUUGCUUCAUAUAUUUAAUUGGGUUUACAGCCCUUUUGACUCCUAUUGGCCUCCCCUGUGUCUUUGGGGAUGUUUCCUCUAAUUGUGGUGGUUAUAUGGGGGUACCUUUCGGCUUACCCCCCUUCGUUUUUCACCCUACCCCAUUCUCUGGUGCUCUUCCGUUAACCCGCGGGCUACGGACGCUCCGCUCGGGGAGUCAGGAGACUAGCCGUUUAAAGGCUGCCUCCUCUGAUUCCCCGAGCUGCAGUGUGAGCCUGCUGGGGCCCGGGGUUACUCGCAGUCGGACGUGAGUACCCAGCGGCAGGCCUGCUCACGCACGUGGCCACCUCGCCGUUGACUGCUCCCUCUAAAGCCACGUGGCUCCUUUUGAAGCAUCCGACCGGCUAGAGGAGGGUGCGCCUGCCCUCGGCCCCUCCUCCACCCAUGGUGGUCGGAAUUCAAGUUUUCUUUCCCUGCUGGGGUUCUGGCUCUGGCAGAUGGUGCAUACAGAGACAGUUUGCCUAUUGUGUGCUUCUAUAGUAGCUCAGUGGUAACAGCACUGCACUGUGAACCUUCCUCCAUGAGUUCAAAUCCCCUGUACAACAAGAGCCCAAGCACAGUCAGUCACAAGGUAUAUGCUGUAUGUUCACACACUUAAUACAGAAACAUGUGGAUCAAGUGCCCAUAUUCCUUGUUGGAUUUGACAUCAUAUCUAGGAGAUGUGAAGAUUUUUUGUUGCACAAUUAACCAAAGUGCUCUUAGGUUGCAAUCCAUGUGCUUCAGUGUAUAUGUUCCUGAUCCAUCCCUGGAGACAGAGCCAAGACUUCUCUAGUAAGAUACUUACUGUGCAUGACAAAUAUAAAAAGCCAAGCAUACCUGACUCUGGCUCAAACUGGUAUGAGAGACCAGUCUACGCUGACACCAAUUCAAUUCACAUGGUAUGCUGAUGAUACAUGAUAUUGAUGAAGAUAUCUCAAACAGGGCUGCAGGUUCAUAUAUAUAACCCAUUCAUGGUUAAAAUAUGAGUCGCUCUAUAUAUCAUGAUUUAAUGGACAUUAUUGUAAUUUUUCAGCCUAUAUACUGCUAUUUUGCCUGCAGGGCAUUUAGGGACUGCUAGUCCCAGUUCAGUUGUAUUAACACAGUGUUGCACUGUCUAAAGGGUUGGCGUCUGGGGGUCCUACCUCUCAGGAUACCCUGAAGAUUUACAGAUAAUUAGGGGUCUCUACCCAAACACAGGGGUCCCUUAUUACUCGUUCAGACGCAACCCAGGAUUGGCCGUCUAUGUCUGUGCCCCUUUGAUUGGCCGUCUAUGUCUGUGCCCCGUUGAUUGGCCUGCUACGUCUGCGCCCCGUUGAUUGGCCUGCUACGUCUGCGCCCCGUUGAUUGGCCUGCUACGUCUGCGCCCCGUUGAUUGGCCUGCUACGUCUGCGCCCCGUUGAUUGGCCUGCUACGUCUGCGCCCCGUUGAUUGGCCUGCUACGUCUGCGCCCCGUUGAUUGGCCUGCUACGUCUGCGCCCCGUUGAUUGGCGUCUGCGCCCCGUUGAUUGGCCAGCUACGUCUGCGCCCCGUUGAUUGGCCAGCUACGUCUGCGCCCCGUUGAUUGGCCAGCUACGUCUGCGCCCCAUGGAUUGGCCAGCUAGGUCUGCGCCCCAUGGAUUGGCCAGCUAGGUCUGCGCCCCAUGGAUUGGCCAGCUAGGUCUGCGCCCCAUGGAUUGGCCUGCUAUAUCUGUACCUUUCUGACUGGCCUGCCCUAUCUGUGCCCGAAAUCCCUUUUGGCUGCAGGCCUGGGAGGAUAUCACUGAGAAGAGCCAAGUGCCCACUACUGACAUGGAGAUAGAUGGGUAUCCAGGCAAGCUCUGCUGCCAUACCAUCCAAGAGGACACCAGUACAUGGGCACCUCAAUAUGAUUGAAAGGGUGAAGGCCCUAAAUCUCAUACUCUGAGGGGUGAGGUUUUUUUGUUAUGAGGAUCCCGGGUGCGCCACCACAUACCAACCCGGCGGCGGGACAUUUCCGAAGAGAAUUUCGCACAAGCAGGGACCAUUGCUCAGACGCCAACGGGGGAGCACGGUUGCCUUGCCUUCAGCAACUAACCUUUUAGCUGCCUUUCCGGUAUCCAUCUUGGGUAUUGGUAGUUAGUCCUACGUCAUGUUUAGCUCCUGACCCUUUCAGUUGGGUUUACUUGACUUGCUGUUCCGAUCUGCUAUUUACCUGCUCUCCGAGGUACGUAUUUACCGUUAUCUACAUUAUUUGUCGUUUCUUGGUUUUCGACCCUUCCAAUUGUCCUAUCGCUCGGGUCGUCAAGAGGCCUAACUUGACCUCCCGGGCUCUGGUGGAUUGCAGAAAACGUCUCCAGCUUUCCUCAGGCUACCAACGGUCAUCCUGGACACCGCGCGGUCAGUUGGUAGUUCCCAUCAUUGUUUCCGUAGGUUGCAUUUUCUCACCAUCCCUUUCUGUUAUUAAGGAGGGACACGACCCGAGGCUGUAUACUAUUCCAUCUUCCAUCGGUCUGGUUUAUUGCCAGUUAAUUCCACCUCAGGUGAGCAAUUCAGAGAGAGGUCUCGUGGCCGUGAGAGACCCACCUCAGGAUCUCAGUCUUAUGCUGAUAUUCGUGAAUGGCUUACCCCUGCAGUUGGUCACCCUGAAUCUCUAAAGGACUCUAGUUUGGAUUAUAAGAGGGUGCGGCCCUCCAUCACCUCGAUCCAAGAAUUAUAUUUUACUUUCACUAACAGAGAGCGAACCCCUCUCAUAUACGGAACCGGACACUGAUCUGUUAUUAGAGGGCGCGGCCCUCCCUCAACCUCAGCCCGUUACUGAGCCUGGAUACAGAGGUCAUGUUUUGAGUGACGCAUUCUCGUAGAGAGAACCGGUCACGGAUGUAGACUCUGUCUGGUUAUUAACGGGUGUGGCCCGCUCAGACUAUCAGCCGGACGGUCACAUUAUUAGACGGUCACAUUAUGAGAGCACAGCUCUCAUAUACACUUAACGCACUACGGUGCCGUCCAUUUGUUCAUCACACAGGCUUGUACCUUUACAGGACAACGAUGACUGCAUAGAGGGGCGUCCCUCCUGCAUUCAAUUAGAUCUUACGACCGUGCUACCGAUUUCGUUAUAGAGGGCUGCCUGAUCAUGCAGGAUACAUAUUUAAACACGUUUCUCAUCCCUCUGAAUUUUUCCUGGAUUCACUAUCCCCAGAAUAGUCGACCACCAUUCCACCACACAAGUUCAGUUGGGACCCUGAUUGGACGUCCCUUGGGGAGUUCCUUCUCUACCAUUCAUUUCUUCCCAUUAUAUUUUCUGCCUUGUGUUCUGUUUUGUCGCAGCUUGAAAGAGGAAAUGAUGCAUGGGGAGGGGAGUUUUAUAGUAACUAACUUUUUUCUGAUUGGUUGUUUUUCUGUGCUGCUGUGGAGUUCUAGUAAAGAGAGACUUACGAAAUACGAAGCCUCCUGUCAUUAAUAAAAUUAUAGGUACACUAAAGCUAGUAUAAUUUACAUAUCUGCAGGCAAGAGAGAUGUUUUGUGUUUUAUUAUUUUCUUCGCCCUUUUAUAAAUAUCUUAUUAUAAUUCCCUACAGAAUUUUGCUGGUGCUAUAUAAAUAAUAAAAUAUGUUUUCUGACAUGUUUUGGUUAUUUGUAUUUUAUUAAGUUUGUCACGGCAAGCUUUACGUAAUGAACGUAUGGACUAGUCCCAAGUAAAAUAAAGUAUUGCGAGUCAUUUUCUUUUAGAACUUGUGUCCUGUGCUGAUUUUUAGGGAUCCCAGUGACAGUCUUUGUACCUGUUUGCUGGCUGCAGGAUCCCUCUAGCACUGGGAAAAAUCAAGAAAGCUAGGCCUGAGAGCAGCAAGUGCCUUUGUAAAGGCAAUAGAAGUCACAUUGCAAGCAGAGUUGGAUACCUGCCUGGAAGAAGGACUGCAGUGGAAUAGGCAGAGGGGCCAAUACCUGUGUGGAAGGAAAACCUGGUCGGGUUGAAAAGCUCUAAAAGGACCCCAAUCAAGCUGCGGCGACUGGAGCUGAACAGCUUCAGGUUUCCUGGUUCCAGCUAGGGAAGUGAGCUUGGCGGAGGUACCAAGCCGGGGUACAGGGUGCUCUGUCACACUGAAGAUGUAACCACAAGAUCUGCUAUUAUGGCUGCUCCAGAGCCCUGGGGACUAUACAGUUUGAGGGCUCCUCGGUGGCUUUAUAUGAAGAACUCCAUUUGCAGUACUGACAGGAUACAACUGGUUCCAGUCGCCAGGAAACUGCAGGACCACUCUGUCAAAUAUUGCUGUGGAAUGGAGGGCUCCCUUGUAGUCACAAAGGCUGACCAUACACUCACCUUAACCUCCGCUGACAGCCCAGAAACAUUCCUUCGGAAGCUCAACUUGGCCCCUGAGCCACCCACAAAUGCUACGACAAGGUUGGAAGACAUACAGCUUAAGAAUGACCCAGAAGAAGGAACUUCCAGACCCGAGCAAUUCAUCCAGGGACUAAUGUUCACAGGUUGCAAUUUAAAGAGUAGCCUUUCGCCUUCUAGUGCUCACUUCUACAUCAUUGCCACCACACCCUGAGGGGAUUGCACUGGAAUAUGGCUUUUUUGUUCCAUUUUAUAGUUUUAACCUUGCGAAUAACCAAAAGCACUUCCUAUCCUAUCACUUAUUGCUCCUAAGCUCCUAUAGUGCUAAGUUCAUGCCUAUUAAGAUCAGUUUUUUAUUUGUAAAAUGAUGAUGAUACAAUGCAGAGUACUAUUUUUUUUUUUUUAUUAUUAUAUUGCACAAAGAUAUGUUUUCCUUUUUAUGUAUGACUUUAUUUUCUUUUAUUGUACCUCCUCUAUUAUAUUGAUUUGGAUGUAUGUUCAAUAUACAAACCUCCAAUAAACUAUGAAUUGAGAAAUAGAUAUACUAUUUUUCUAUAGCUAUAUUUAUAUUAUCUAUAUUUGUAAUACACCAAAGUCAAGAUGCAAUUAAGCAUUAUAGGGGAAAUGUUAACCUUUCUGGAAUUUAUAUAAUUGAAACUAACUUUUUUUUUUUAUGAUGUGUUCCAUUUAAAAAAUAAAUAAAUUCUAUUAUACAUUAAAUUAUAUCAUAAUUUAGAUUACUCCAGCCAAAGCCAGAACAAACCGUGCAAAUGAACAGUAGAAAUCUAAAAACACAGUUUCAUUCCUCCUCUUUGGAUGCGUUCUCUAUGCUGAAUGCCAGAUGCUAAGGACAAAAUAUAUCCAGUGAUUAACACAAAUACAAUAUAUAUAUAUUAUAUAUAAAUAACAGCAGCUGGAACACCCUAGUGCAGGCAUAGGCAACUUCGGCACUCCAGAUGUUUUGGACUACACCUUCCAUGAUGCUUUGCCAUCAUUAUGGGUGUAAGAGCAUUAUGGGUGAUGUAGUCCACAACAUCUGGAGUGCCGAAAGGUUGCCUAUCCCUGCCAUACUCUUUAUAUCACACAAAAAAAUCUCAAAUAUAAAAAAACAAACAAAAAAAACAACUCCGUGUUUAGGUGAUAUCCUCCACCAAAAACACAAAGUGCAAGUGCAGCAAUAAAAUUUGUGUCGGAUAUCUCUUUAAAAGGCUCAUUUCAAUGUAAGUUUUUAAUUUCUCACUUUUGAUACUAAUUAAUACUUAACACACCGAAUUGCACUUUUUUGUUGUUGUUUGUUUUGUAUUUCCAUUUCUAUGUCUACAUGCUGCCCCGGUACAUGCUUUAAGGGGUGAGUGUUGUCUCAAAUGUUGACAAAUUUUUGGCAUUUUUUUAAAUAUUUUUUUUUAUAUAUGUAACAAAUAAAAGUUAUAUUUUAUAAAGAUCGAGAGUGCGGACCAUCAACUCUACAUACAUACAUAUAUAUAUAUAUAUAUAUAUAUAUAUAUAUAUAUAUAUAUAUAUAUAUACACGCUUAUAUAUACACCAGUUUUUAACAUUCAGUGUCCGUCCUGAGGGGCUGGAAGUUGAAUGAGUCACAUGGAGGGGCUGGGGGUAAUAAGACACACGGAAAGGCUGGGGGAGGGGGGAAUGAGAUACACGGAAAGGCUGGGGGGGCGCUGGGAAUGAGACACCUGGAGGGGCUGAGGAAAAGGAUCAAGAGACACACAGAGGGGCUGAGGAAGGAGAUCAAGAGACACACACAGGGGCUGAGGAAAGGGAGAAUGACACACAAGUUCUGGAUCCGCCCCUGGCGCAAUGUCUGGGUGACCAGGAGAAGGGGAGCACACAGCAGAGUGUUUCCGUUCCUGCCAGUCAAUACAUAAGAUCCUCUAUCGCGGUCCGCUCUGCCAUGCUACUUGUAGGUCAGCAGGCACUAGAAACAUAGAAUGUGACGGCAGAUAAGAACCAUUCGGCCCAUCUAGUCUGCCCAAUUUUCAAAAUACUUUCAUUAGUCCCUGGCCUUAUCUUAUAGUUAGGAUAGCCUUAUGCCUAUCCCACGCAUGCUUAAACUCCUUUACUGUGUUAACCUCUACCACUUCAGCUGGAAGGCUAUUCCAUGCAUCCACUACCCUCUCAGUAAAGUAAUACUUCCUGAGAGGCUGGGAGGGGAAUAAGACACACAGAGGGGCUGGGAAAGGGGAGAAUGACACAUAAAGGGGUUGGGGGAAGUAAGAGACACUUAAAUUGAAAAAUUGUGGGGUGUAAGACACAGAGGGGAAAAAAUGGAGGAUAAAAUAAUCUAAAGGGGAUAAGAAACACAAAAGGGGGAUAUUUUUUUUUCUCACAGAGACUCUAAUGGAUACUGAGAUGACCUCUGUUGGAAAGACCACCUACAGCCCCUUUAUAGAUAUUAUUAUUAUUAUUAUUAUUAUUACUGGCAUUUAUAGGGUGCGGGAAGUGUUGUGGGUACUUUUUGAUGCUGUAUCUAGUACCGUAGUAACUGCUGUGCAUGCUACCUAUUCAUGUGGCAAUAGCUUUGUUCGCAGUCUGGUGCUGUUGCAAGUGAAACCUGGCACUGUGGGUGCAAUCUGGUGUUUGUGAUGUGAAAAGUGCUGUGCAUGCCACCUAUUGCUGUGGCCAAAUGUAACACAAAAUGCAGAUUCUACAUUGUUAUUUUUAUCAUUCUGUUAUAGCUCUUUGAUUGUGGGUGUAUGACUAAUGCGGUGCAUUGAAUAGUGUUACAUUAAAACAGAUUAGAAAUUGCAAUACUUAAAUCAGACAAUGUCAACUUGAUUCUUCUAAUUUUGCAUCAGGUUUCUCAACCCUUUGCAUGCCUGCGCUUUAUCUGUUAAAGACACUGUCAAAAAGGGGCCGAGCAUGGAUGUCAUUACAAUUAACCCCGACCCCCCCGAAAAAAAUUCCUGCGAACGCCCAUGCAGUCACAGAUUUGUAAACAGUCCCUUUUUUAUGUGAAAUGCAGUCCCUAAGAACACCUCCAGUGGCUGUCUCUCUGAGAGCCACUAGAGCCCUGUAGUAUUUGCAGAACCCAUAUUUGGUAUACUCACACAAAUCAUGAAGACACUGAAUUCUCCCCUUAGAGAUACAUUAUUAUAUUGAGGAGAUGCUUAUUUGCGCAGUGUGGUGAUUGCUGCUCCUGCGCAGUAGCCUCCCCCCAAUGCAUUUCUGUUGAAAACACUGGAUUGGCUGAGAGCAUCAGUAAGAUUAAUUAAACUUCUAUAUUUUACUUUUAAAGUGGAGGGGGCAAACCCUAAAUAACUAGAAAGAAACUCUGUUAGAAAUACACGCUUAUUUCACUUUAAAUUUAUUUUGCACACCUCAUCAAUACAUAUUUCCUAAAUAUACAGAUAAGUAAACAAUAUUAAGCAUUCUCGGAGGUGACUUUAGAGGAAAUAAUGUAUUUGUUAAUGGAAAGCUUCCACUAGUCUAACAAGUUAGACUAGUGGAUAUUUUUGGUGAUUUGAAUCUGUACUAAAUUCCAUUGAGACACAGUACACAGUUAAUGCAAUCUCGAAAUGUUCAUGAAAAAGAAACAAAUUAUUACGAAAAAUUUUCAUUGUAAAUCUGUCAUUCCUUUUGAAUGUGUACAGAAACCCAACCUCAAUUGAUUAAUCUUUUCUUAUUGUGUGUUUAGUAAUCCUUACUGGAGUACAUUUCCAGGAUCUUUCUUCUGUCAAAUUCGUGUGUUGCCAUCAGAUUUGAAUGAUUCAUUACCUGCCUCCACCCUGCCUGUUUUCACAUGCUAUCCAUGACUUAUGAAACCUGUAAACAUUGUUGUAUUGAAAGCUACAAUAAAUGUUUUGAGCGAGUAAAGGACAAUGAUGAAAAAUCUAACUAUUUAUAAAGCAAGAUCUAUAUAUAUAUAUUUAUUUAUUUAUUUCCUCUCUGUUAGUCUUUCGUAUUGCUCUGGAAUUGAGGACAGCAGCCUUACCUCCUGAUCUUAGCCAGUGA
This is a messenger RNA of Pelobates cultripes (western spadefoot toad), 16365 nucleotides long. NCBI's taxonomy places the organism in Eukaryota, Metazoa, Chordata, Amphibia, Anura, Pelobatidae. The record is from the annotation of a GenBank genome assembly.